Cyprinus carpio (common carp) is the source of this 2040-nucleotide messenger RNA. Its product is annotated as barttin-like. Gene Ontology annotation, biological process: chloride transport. NCBI's taxonomy places the organism in Eukaryota, Metazoa, Chordata, Actinopteri, Cypriniformes, Cyprinidae. Gene Ontology annotation, molecular function: chloride channel regulator activity. Gene Ontology annotation, cellular component: basolateral plasma membrane. The record is from RefSeq and is a predicted model, not a curated record.
UGUAAAUGUCUUUACUUCUUUUAUAAUUUUUAAAGUCCCUGCUAUAUAAAAUAAUUACUUUCUUUAAAAAAAAAAAAAUAAAAAAUAAAUUAUAUUAAUAAAUCACUUACCCCAAACUUGAAUGGUGGUGUUUAUUACUGGGGUUGGUGGGACUCUAAACAUGAAGUCAAUCUGAACAGAACAUGAAGGUUAAAAUGCUAGGUUAUGAUUGUAAUGCCACUGAGUACCUCUUAUUGUAACCAAAUAUUGAAUUGUGCCUUGAUUUCUACUCACUAAUUUUUUUCCCCUAAUGACCAUAAUAGGUUUUUUUGAGAAAGAUUUAGACAUUUCCUAAUGUAUUUUCUUUCUUUUCUUCUCUUUUUUGUAAUGGUAGGCCUACAUUAUAUUGUAAAAUAUGGGAUUGAAAAAAUUGUGCCUCUCUCCAGAUUGCCACUUUCAUUGUCACUUUAACAGGCCUACCAGAAACUAUUAUCACAUCUGUUUCCCGUGUGUGUUUUAUUAAUUCUAUAUCACACAAUGCUGCACAAGUGUGUUUUCAGUGAUGUUUUGUCAUCAUUUUGUCAGUAUAUUACUAUCACCUGUGCAUAUAAAUACCAAUACACUGUAUGAUACAAAAACUGUAUGGUUGAUUUGUAUUUGUAACCAAUAUUGAUAUAUCAAACCAAAAGUUUUGUGUGUUCUUGUGCUUUAUUUCUCUUUACUAUAUCAUUAAGAUGCCAGUAUUCCUGGAAAUAAAUGUAGUAAGAUUGCUCAAGCCAAUGCAACCUUUACCUGGGGGAAGGUCACCUGACUUAGGCCCAUUACAGGUUCAAUGAUCCGGAUCUUGGUUCUCUACUGGCCCUGUGUCCUGUCACUCACUCCUGCCCUUCACCUCUAUGAGGACACAUUCAUAAAGCUCCACACGCUCGCCGGUACUUUCCUUUGUGAACUUAAUAAACCUGCUGGACUUUUUGCCAUGGCAGAGAACAAGCCGUACCGCUAUGGGCUCAUCGUUCUGGGGAUGGCGUUCGUGGCUAUGGGUCUGUUCAUGAUUUCUGUAGAGAAGCCACAGGUGUUUGCCACGUUCUGUGCUGCGGGAGUGAUAAUGGUGGUCACUGGGUCUGUCUGGUCAGUGUGUCAGUGUUACCCCAGGGUGACUGUUAUAGUGCCAGAUAAGGAGGAACUCUGUGGGGCUGAAAAACAGGACUUGAGUGCUGGAAGUUCAGAUGAAAAAAGUCCAACGAAACCAAUAAGAGCUCCCUUGGCUGGCUUCUGUGAUGAUGAAGUAGAAAUAUCGGCAGAUCCAAAACACCACACGGAGAACAAACGCGGUGAGCGUGUCAUCGUCCUGCACACAUGUCGAAGUUCUCCCAGUGUUCUGGCCUGCUCCGGCUCUCCACUGAUGGACAGAAGAACUCCACGACCAGACCCCAGCAGAGAGAUGUACUAUGGGAAAGUAGAGGACUCGUGUUUCUACACAUCUGAGCUGGAGAGUGAAUAACUACUGCUGAUCCUAAUGUCCAAAUCACCAUCUACAUCUGACAUACAAGAUUUGACACCUAUGUAGUCGAACAUAUUCUAAAUAACUUGUAAAAUAACAAAACUGCAUGUAAUUUAUGUGCCACUGCCAUCACUUUUUACAUUAGGCUGAUAAGUGUGUGAAUGUCACAAGAUCUGGCCAUGACUUUGUCAAAAGCAUAUGAUAACAGAAUUGUUCAACUCUCAGGGAAAUAAAGCUGGGAAAGGUUUAAGCAUUAGGUGAUGAAAUACUUGUGACCUUGACUCGUGUCACCAUGCAGACCAGAGGACACUGAAAAAGGAACUUUUUUAUAUGUGUUUGUGGUGCUCCUUCCUUUACAUUUGAGACAGCACAAUAAUUAUAGUUAUAAUAUAAAUAUAGUUAUAAUUAUAUGUUUUUAGAUUAUUUAAAUAUAUUAUUUGAAAAGUUCUAUUACUUUAAUGUGUAAAAGUGAUUAAUUGUUGAGUCAGUUCUAGAUAUUUUUAGUCAUGUAAAAAUGCAUGUUGCAACAGGCCUACUGUGAAUCUCAGCCACAAAUUAUG